Anisakis simplex (herring worm) is the source of this 1359-nucleotide messenger RNA. The record is from the annotation of a GenBank genome assembly. Lineage: Eukaryota; Metazoa; Nematoda; Chromadorea; Rhabditida; Anisakidae.
AUGGGAUCCAUCAUGGCAAAGAACGGCAAUUUACUGUACAAUGUAUUCGAAGAAUGGAAAAUGAAGUAUGGUAAACUGUACGCUUACUUUAUGGGACCGCGGCUUUUUGUUAUUGUUGAGAAUUUGGACACUGUGCAAGAGGUGCUCAUCAAACGUUUUGACUGUUUCACGGAUCGAAUGAUGAGCUCAAUAGUGCACGAAAAAUUGGACGUUUUCAUGAAGAACGUUGCUCCAUUGGCCGAGGACCAGAUUUGUUUCGAUAUUUAUGAAAAAUUCAAAGCGCUUACGUUGGAUGUGAUCGCGAAAUGCGCAUUCGAUUUACCAUCGGAUUGCCAGAACAAUUGUAAUGACCCGUUCAUAUUGCACAGCAAAAACUACUUCAAUGAAUUACCAUCGCCAGAACGAAGUAUUCUAAUGCGCAUUUCAGAACAACGAGAACGUCGACGUAAUCAAGCUCCUGCUAGACCGAUCCACAUUCCAAACAGAUGUGGUGAGUUAACGUUUCGUGACAACAAUUCCUCACCUCUCCGCGACCUCGGAAGACUUCUGAAAAUCGAUUUCAUUACUUCAAAUUUCAGCAAACGCAAGGGUGCCAUAUUGGAUUCACGGCAGAUCAGCAAUAAUUGUUUCGCGUUUCUGCUGGCUGGCUACGAGACGACCAGUACAUCUUUAGGAUUUACCGCAUGGCUCCUUGCAAAACAUCAACGCCAGCAAGAAACACUUUUCGACGAACUCAACGAAAACUUGCGCAAUUUGGUUCGUUUCUCAAUUGUGCAGCAUUUAUGCACGAUUCAAAUCGCGUUGAGAUUCAAAUUGCGUAAGCAAAUUCGGGCGAAAAACGACUGUCAAUUGCGUCUGUUGAUUAUCUUGCAAGCAAUUCGCUUCUUCCAGGAAGGUGAUGAGUUCUACGACACUGUGAUGAGUCUUCCUUAUUUGGAUGCAGUUUUUCACGAAGCUCUACGUAUGUAUCCACCAAUUACAUUCUUUGUGAAUCGAACUUGUACCAAACAAUGUAACGUCGAUGGGAUUAACUUCCGUCCUGGUAUUCAAGUUGCAGUGCCGAUUUGGAAUAUUCAUCGAGAUGCGAAAAAUUGGCCUCAACCUAAUGCCUUCCGACCGGAAAGGUUUUACAAACGAAAGGAUUAUCAUCCAAUGUCAUGGCUACCGUUCGGAAGUGGACCGAGAAACUGUGUCGGUGUACGGUUCGCAGCAAUGGAAUAUAAGCUCACACUCGCGCGCCUGCUUCUUCACUAUCGACUCGUCUUUGGUGCAACUUCAGAGGAUCCUCUUCCGUUGAAGAAUUCCACUGCAAUGUUGAGCACAGAUCAUGUCAAUGUGUGCCUAGAGCGAAGGUCUUAA